Molecule: messenger RNA, 2511 nt
Organism: Verticillium alfalfae VaMs.102
Lineage: Eukaryota; Fungi; Ascomycota; Sordariomycetes; Glomerellales; Plectosphaerellaceae
Exons: 3
Coding region: 1-2511 (836 amino acids)
Source: RefSeq, a predicted model, not a curated record
AUGGCGACCAAUAUUGAGUUCGAAAAUGCCAUCAGAAAUGCUAUGCUGGGAAUCGACGACGAAGAGGCUCGCAGCGUUCAAGGUCUGGCUGAUCUUGGUGGCGGUCGUAUGCAUGCCGCCCAGCAUGACGCUGAAAGCCGAGAUCGUAGUGAGCAACUUAAGCAGAUCAAUAACCGACUCCGUCCGCAGCAACUCGGUACUUUGUCCAACAUUACCAACUUUGGUGGUCUCGAUCGUCCUGGAGUCCCAGUCAAGGUCUUCAACCCGAAAGAUAUGAAGCUAUCCGACAGCGCGAAUGGGAAAAAUGCAACUCAAAACCGUAUCGAUGAGCAUCAAUCCGCAAAAAAGACCUCUGAGAAUCGCUUCCACGGUGAUCCUAAAGCGAAUCUGGCGUCCGCCCGGGUUGCCGCCGUCGUUGCUCCCCAUCUACGGUCAAAGGCACAGGCUGCAGAAAUACUGUCGAGCAAGAAUUCUCAAAAGUUGCAAUCUGGCUCACAGGCCGAGCAGCAUAUAUCAGACCCAAAGAAACAAGCUCAGUCCCAGCCGCAGCCUCCCCAUACUAAGGUGCAAGAAAUUACACAACCAUCGGUUGAGACGCAUGGAAACCCCGCCAAGACCCUUGAUAGAUCAUCUGGGAGGGUUCUUUGGGCGUGGUCUACAGACUGCAAGGCCAAGAUCACCCCGAGCACUGGCUUGAAAACGGUUGACGCUAAGGUAUUACUGAAGAUGAUCGAAUUUGGCAACGGCCGACAACAGGCAGGCUUCAUACUACGUUAUAUCAACGAUAGCAUUGACUGCGAUAUCGAUGACCCUGUCAUACUCGUCAAGGGCAGUGAAGCUCAGGCAGCGACUAGCAAAUACGUCAACCUCGUAUACGACAUGACAUCGUAUCGAGCCAAUGACGGCCAGCACAAAGACAACUGGUGUGACGUUUCUUUCGUGUCCGGAACCAAGAAAAAGGAUAUGACGCUCUUAUUCGAUGACGCAGAGACGAUGAAAAUGUUUCGUGGAGCCGCUAUUGCCUUGCAGACCUCUCUGAGCAUCAGCAGACUUACCCCUGAACAGAAGAUCAGCCUUCAAAAUCGUCUGAAUGCACAGAAAGCUGCGGCCGUGGGGUCUAAGGCUGUUGUCGGGAUGGAUAUUAUUGAAAGCAUCCCAGACACUACGCCAGCCAAGACCACCAAUGAUGCAACGAAGUCUGCAGUUGGGCCGCCGAACCUCGACUCAGUGAAGCCGAAAGACGACACCAAGGACAGCACUAGAAUGGUGUCCAAGAUCGAGGACCCUGAUAUCUUAAAUACAGCUGGUGUUGAAAAGUCUGUCAGCGUCGUCUUUGAAGGAAACGGGCAGACGCCUCAAAUCUCUCCCAGGCACGACAUUAUCAAAUACAGCCCGGGCGCUUUGAGAAGCAUGAGCAGCACCCCGACUCAGGUAAUCCCACCGCUGGAAAACUGGCAAUACACCGAGUCUGUCUUGACGGGUGGUCGUCUCAAUGAGACACCAAAACCCGCGGAGUCUUUGAAGCAGGCGUCGAUGAAUGCAGGCCCCAUCACUAGAAAUCUUGCCACCCUAUCGACGAAGGGUGAAGAUUCUAAGACUCAAGAUUGUGGACAGCCUGAGAUUGUCAUUAACUUUUCAGCACCAUCCACCAGUAUCAAAGGUACCGAGACCAGAAAAUGCAAAUUCGCGCCUGAAUCAAAUGAGCGGCUGAAGUCUAAGGCUACAUUCGACUUUGUCAGCCCUUCCGGUGCCCCUGCGAUGCCAAUAGUUGUUGCCGCCAAGGCCAAGCCUGAGGUAGAGUUCAACUUCAACACUCUCCCUGGCUCACCGAAGAAAUCGGCAGCCAAAGACACCGGGGACAGGGCCACGAAGAAGUUUAGUACUGGAAGCACUCUAGAUGAUUCUUCAACGCCCGAACUAAAGGCUGAAAGAACCCUGCCAACGCCCCAGAAAUCCACGGCCUUCCGUCUCGAGAAGACCAGGGAGACCAGCCGGCCUCAAAUAAACACGACCCAGGAGAACGAUUCUAUACCUCAACAGGCCCCAGCAGUUACUAUUCUCAAAAGUCCCACUCCUCAUCACUCCCACGAACAAAGUGCGAUUGACAGGGAGCUUGGACAAGCCUGGUCGAUGUUAUCCAUGAUGAAUAGCCUCAACGCGAUCGAUGUCGUGGAGGAGACCACCACAGUCAAGACUACCAGACGGUAUGUUCUUCCCGUAGGCGCCUCUUUUCCGGGUUCGGGUCACGGCCAGAUGAACAUGCCACAGCCUGCGUCCAGUGGUGUUGUGGCCGAUGUGAAGAGCGUACCUGAUGCAGCCACCAGGCUGUCGGGAGACGCCCCGGUCUUCCAGCCCAGUCAUGGCGGCACUUUUCAGCGUGCGCCUGCCCAAGGAUCCCAUGUGGGUGCCAAAAGUCAGCAGCAGCACAAAGGACUCGCCAACUCGAAGUUUGCACAGCCCUCACAAGGCUUCAGCCACGCGGGCCGAUUCACAGGAACCAUGCUCGGGUAG